GCUCAUCAGUCUCCUGAGCUCUGAUUGGUUACCAGUCAAGGGCAAGGGCCCCACGUUUCUUGGGAUCUGUUUCCAGGGCGCAGAGGUUGGAAUGCUGAACCCAGGGCUUCCCGCUGCGCUGGCCCUGCUGCCCACAGGCACAAUGUGGACAUUGUCAGUUUAGGAUAUGGGAAUUAGCCAGUGCUUACAGCAUGUCGUGGAGGAUGUUGACAGGACACCAGCUCUGCAGACUGUGUCUUCUCAGAAAGCCACAACCAGCUCUGAAAACCAAACAUUCAGCAUACGUCACCUAUGAAACGGACAGCCAGGCAAACAAAGAAAGCAAGAGAACAGUGGGAAGGCUCCAUGCAUGUUCGGUUGACAUCAGGAAGAUCCGCAGACUGAAAGCGUGGGUACUUCUGGAGGAUAACACCUAUGUUGAAGAAAUUGCAAAUAUUCUUAAAGAACUCGGUGCCAACAAAACUGUGAUAGCCAGUAUUUUAGAGCGCUGCCCAGAAGCGAUUGUCUGCAGUCCUGCUGCUGUCAAUGGCAAAAAGAAACUCUGGCAGAUGGUCUGCAAAAACGAGGCAGAGCUAAUCCGGUUAAUAGAGCAGUUUCCAGAACCUUUCUUUACCGUCAAGGACCAGGAGAACCAGAAGCUGAACGUCCAGUUCUUUCAAGAGCUGGGACUCAAGAAUGUGGUGAUUAGCAGGUUUCUGACGACUGCCUCUAGCAUUUUCCAUAAUCCUGUAGAGAACAACCGGCGAAUGAUUGGGGUUCUCCAGGAGAGCUACCUAAACUUCGGCGGCUCUCAGGCCAAUGCUAAAGUGUGGUUACUAAAGUUACUGAGCCAAAAUCCAUUCAUUCUGUUAAGUUCUCCCACAGCUGUAGCCCAGGUACUACAGUUUCUUCAAGGGCAAGGCUUCACAAACUCUGAAGUUCUGCAGCUUCUGUCCAAACUUAAAGGGUUUCUUUUUCAACUCCAGCCAGGAAGCAUCCAGAGCAGUAUGUCCUUCACUAAGGCCACUUUCGAGUGCACAGACCAUGACCUGCGACAGUUGGUUGUGAACUGCCCUGCACUACUGUGUUACCCUGCCACAGUUCUAGAAGAGAGGAUCCAGGCACUACUGAAGGAAGGAAUCACUGUGACUCAAAUAAGAGAGUCACCAAUGGUCCUUGAGUUGACGCCACAGAUCAUCCAAUACAGGAUGAGGAAGCUGAAUUCUUUAGGCUACAGAAUAAAGGAUGGGCAUCUAGCAAGUCUAAAUGGAACAAAAAAGGAAUUUGAGGCUAACUUUAGCAAAAUGCAAGCCAAGCAAGGUAGGCCGCUGUUUAACCCUGUGGCAUCAUUACAUGUGGAAGAGUGACAUGGAGCUUAGUUGUAGCAGGCAGUGAGUGACCAAUUCACAAAGACUAAACAACUCCUCAUAAGUGACGGCCUCUGACUCAUUUGCUGUGUUUUAAAAUAUUAUAAACUGUGCUUAAAUAAAAUUAGUAACUUUGACCUUGAACUAUUACUCCAAAACACCAUAAAAUGUGAAAAUUCACAUGGAUCAUUUUGAAGGAAAUGACAAGAACACACUUUUGAUGGGAGCACAUGAACAAUUUUGUUCUUACGCUGCUACCAAAGUGUAAUUCCGCCGGGCGGUGGUGGCGCACGCCUUUAAUCCCAGCACUCGGGAGGCUGAGGCAGGCAGAUCUCUGUGAGUUCGAGGCUGGGCUGGACUGACAGCCUCCAAAACAAUACAGAGAAACCCUGUCUCAUAAAAAACCAAAAAAAAAAAAAACCAACAAAACAAAACCAAAGUGUAAUUCCUCACCACCAGCCCUCAAUCACUAACAAGUCAAUGACACAUUCCUUUGAGGACUGGCUUCACCUUGUGUAUGGAAUGAGUGUCUUUGACAAGUGUUACUUGGGUUAGUUAAAAGUGUUAAAAGGGUUAGUUAAGAGCCUACUUCCAUGAUCGAUUUGACAUCUCUAAGACACACACAUUCACUACGAAUCUCAUUUUAUCACAGACACCAGUUGUAUUAAGAUCUGAAUUCUCUUUGGCCUCAGGAAUAGAAGAUUCCCACCUUUGCCUGUACAGCAAAAGGAAGGAAUGCAAACAGAUUCCAGGAGCGGGCAAGGGUAUGGAAGCUGAAAUUUCAAACUUAACUCAUGCAAUUGAAAUGAAUGCAAUUUCCUAGAAAGCCUGAAAGUAGACUUCAUGUGAUACUACUUUUAGUUGUAGCAUUCCCACUCCAUUUCUAAAUCUUGCCCCAAGAUAAGCAUUACCCAGUUAAAGACUGGCUUUCAGCUGUACCAUUUCUAACAGCUGUAAUACUCAUUGGCUGUAAUGCACAACCAGCUGACUGCAGCUUGCACAGCUUCUGAGAUAUAAUGAAUCCGAGUGGCCAGUGUCCUUUUCCAUUCUCUUAUUAAAGGCACGUAUCUAUCACUGUC
Messenger RNA from Mesocricetus auratus (golden hamster), 2425 nucleotides. It is a transcript of the gene Mterf2, whose product is annotated as mitochondrial transcription termination factor 2. Lineage: Eukaryota; Metazoa; Chordata; Mammalia; Rodentia; Cricetidae. The coding region runs from base 192 to 1346 and encodes 384 amino acids. Gene Ontology annotation, biological process: regulation of DNA-templated transcription; termination of mitochondrial transcription. Gene Ontology annotation, molecular function: double-stranded DNA binding. The transcript has 2 exons. Gene Ontology annotation, cellular component: mitochondrial matrix. The record is from RefSeq and is a predicted model, not a curated record.